Molecule: messenger RNA, 534 nt
Organism: Myripristis murdjan (pinecone soldierfish)
Lineage: Eukaryota; Metazoa; Chordata; Actinopteri; Holocentriformes; Holocentridae
Product: gamma-crystallin M3-like
Exons: 3
Coding region: 1-534 (177 amino acids)
Biological process (GO): visual perception; lens development in camera-type eye
Molecular function (GO): structural constituent of eye lens
Source: RefSeq, a predicted model, not a curated record
AUGACCAUGGGGAAGAUCAUCUUCUACGAGGACAGGAACUUCCAGGGUCGUUCCUAUGAGACCAGCACCGAUUGUCCUGAGCUGACCUCCUUCCUGAGCAGGUGCAACUCCUGCAGGGUGGAGAGUGGCUGCUUCAUGGUCUAUGAUCGUGCCAACUUCAUGGGAAACCAGUACUUUGCCAGGAGAGGAGAGUACUCCGACUACCAGCGUAUGGGCAUGAGUGAUUGCAUUAGGUCCUGUCGCAUGAUCCCCAUGCACAGGGGACAGUUCAGGAUCAGAAUUUAUGAGAGGGAGAACUUCGGAGGCCAGAUGCAUGAGCUGAUGGACGACUGCGACAACAUGAUGGAUCGUUUCCGCAUGUCUGACUGCCAGUCCUGCAACGUGAUGGACGGCCACUGGCUGAUGUACGAGCAGCCCAGCUACCGGGGCAGGAUGGUGUACCUGAGGCCAGGAGAGUACAGGACCCCUAGAGAGAUGGGAAUAAGCAACGUCAUGAGAUUUAGCUCCCUCAGACGUAUCAUGGAUUCCUGUUAA